AUUUUGAAGUGAGUCAUUCUUUGUCAUUUGGUUAUACGCGCAAAGGGUGGAAAAGUAGAUUACUGGCAGGACUGGAUCAUUUUGCCUUUGGAGCUGAAAACAAAAUUUACAAUGCCCAAUAACGAUAAAGAGCCAGAAAAUAUACAGAAAAACAAUGAGCGUAAUGCAAAUGCGAUAGAAAGCACACAAGCCGUAGCCGCUGCAACUGAGGCAUUAAUUGCUGCAGCUGUAGCCGGCAGCAAAUCAGCCCCGAACACCAACAGCAAGGAUUCUGGAUCGGAAGAUGGUGAAAGAAAACGUGCUGAUAUGAAAUCAACUUCGGCAGGAUUACUCAGAAAUCAGGGAUUGCUGCAGGUGCUCUCGGAAGUUGCAGCAGCUGGUAGGCAAUCAAAGCAAUUUGCAUUCUGGUCCACGCAACCAGUUCCCAAACUGAAUGAAGACAUCACCACAAAUGAGUGUAUCGAACCUGAUAAAGAUGUUUCGGAGAUUCGGCCUGAUCCAUACACCUUGCCAGAGGGGUUCAAGUGGGAUACUCUUGAUUUGAAUAGUGCCGCCGAUUUAACCGAACUGUAUACUUUAUUAAAUGAGAACUAUGUGGAGGAUGACGACGCUAUGUUUCGCUUUGAUUAUCAACCCGAAUUUCUCAAGUGGUCUUUGCAGCCACCUGGAUGGAGGCGAGAUUGGCAUGUGGGCGUCCGCGUUGUGAAGUCGGGCCGCCUUGUUGGAUUUAUAUCUGCAAUUCCCAGCAAAUUGCGUUGUUACGACAAAGUGAUCAAAACGGUUGAGAUAAACUUUUUAUGUGUUCAUAAAAAGUUGCGUAGCAAACGAGUUGCACCUGUACUCAUACGUGAGAUUACUCGUCGGGUAAAUUUGACGGGAAUUUUCCAAGCAGCGUACACAGCGGGAGUGGUUUUACCCAAACCCGUGGCAACAUGCCGCUACUGGCAUCGAUCACUAAAUCCCAAGAAACUUGUUGAGGUAAAAUUUUCGCACCUAGCGCGUAAUAUGACCAUGCAACGAACCAUCAAACUGUACAAAUUACCCGAUCAACCGAAAACCAAAGGAUAUCGUCGUAUCCUACCCAAGGAUAUGGACAAGGCGCAGAAGCUACUUGAAGAGUACCUCAAGAAGUUCUCAUUGAGCCCUGUUUUUUCCAAAGAAGAAUUCCGUCACUGGUUUACGCCGAAAGAAGGUAUCAUCGACUGUUUCAUUGUUGAAGAUGAACAUGGGUACAUCACGGACAUGACCAGUUAUUACUGCUUGCCAUCUUCUGUGAUGCAUCACCCUGUACAUAAGACUGUACGCGCUGCCUAUUCUUUUUACAAUGUGUCUACAAAGACACCAUGGUUAGAAUUGAUGAACGAUGCUCUGAUCUCAGCUAAGAAUAUUAGCUUGGACGUUUUCAAUGCACUUGAUUUAAUGGAGAAUAAGAAUUUUUUGUUUCCCCUGAAAUUCGGUACUGGUGAUGGCAAUCUACAAUAUUACCUAUACAAUUGGCGCUGUCCAGCUAUGAAGCCGGAAGAUGUUGCGCUUAUUUUGAUGUAGUCUCUAUGAGCUAAAAUAAACAUAAAUGCUGUAAACGACAUUUUAAAAUUCAAAAUUUAGCACGUGACACAAAUAGAAAAAAAUAAAGAUCCCAGUACUAUCACUACUUCCGAUACGAUAAAAGUAA
Rhagoletis pomonella (apple maggot) is the source of this 1672-nucleotide messenger RNA. RefSeq names its product glycylpeptide N-tetradecanoyltransferase-like. Gene Ontology annotation, biological process: N-terminal peptidyl-glycine N-myristoylation. Gene Ontology annotation, molecular function: glycylpeptide N-tetradecanoyltransferase activity. Gene Ontology annotation, cellular component: cytoplasm. Lineage: Eukaryota; Metazoa; Arthropoda; Insecta; Diptera; Tephritidae. The record is from RefSeq and is a predicted model, not a curated record. The transcript is spliced from 3 exons. Bases 112 to 1545 code for a protein of 477 amino acids.